AAAAUAACUUAGGAAAUGACAACAUGCCAACAGGGCACGAGGAGAGACGUGGGAGUGGUUGGAGAUGAAAAGGGAGGGAGGAAGGGAGGGAGGAAGGUGUGGUGGACUAUAAAGCAUCCCUUGCAUCCUUUUCCAUCACUACAUCACUACUCUGACUUUUACUCCCGGUCUCUUCGAAUCAGCUUUGUCUCCUCGGCUCGCCACACCCCAGAGAGGGAGCAGCCCCACGUGAGUCAGGAGGAAAGCAGAACCAAUUCUCUGGGGUUCACCACGUCAGUGGAAACAAUCAUCAUGUCAGACAUCCAGAAGGCUAUGGCCCUCCUCAUCGGCGUCUUUGAUAAAUACGCAGGCAAGGAGGGGGAUCGGCACACCCUGACUAAGGGGGAGCUGAAAGAGCUGCUGCAGAAUGAAUUUGGUGAUCUGCUCGGGAAAACCAAUGACCAGGCGGCGGUGGACCGCCUCUUCAAGGGCCUGGACUCAAACCAGGACAACAGUGUGGACUUUAAAGAGUUUUCCAACAUGGUCAGCUGCCUCACCGUGCUGUGCCACGAACACUUCUGCAAAAAAUAGGGAUCCAAGCGCCAUCUUGGGGCCAGCACAGAGAGCUGCCCUCCUGUGAACGAGAUCCCGUGACCGCCGUUCUGUUGAGGAAUAAAUAUCUCCUAUUAACUAAAUCAACAUGAAGGCGCAAAAUAUUAUAUUGUAACGCACAAUGAAAUAAACAUAUUUCUUUGAAACACUCGAAA
Messenger RNA from Pungitius pungitius (ninespine stickleback), 746 nucleotides. Its product is annotated as ictacalcin-like. Gene Ontology annotation, molecular function: calcium-dependent protein binding; transition metal ion binding; calcium ion binding. The coding region runs from base 16 to 570 and encodes 184 amino acids. Gene Ontology annotation, cellular component: cytoplasm. The record is from RefSeq and is a predicted model, not a curated record. Lineage: Eukaryota; Metazoa; Chordata; Actinopteri; Perciformes; Gasterosteidae. The transcript is spliced from 4 exons.